Morus notabilis is the source of this 726-nucleotide messenger RNA. RefSeq lists its product as uncharacterized. NCBI's taxonomy places the organism in Eukaryota, Viridiplantae, Streptophyta, Magnoliopsida, Rosales, Moraceae. The transcript has 3 exons. Bases 37 to 726 code for a protein of 229 amino acids. The record is from RefSeq and is a predicted model, not a curated record.
CCAUUUCUUUCCCGCCAAAAGAAAAGACCAGAAAGAAUGAGCGCGAGCCAAAUGCUUCAGAAAGAAGCUUCGGGAUUUUCGACGCCCGAUCGUAGCAGAUUCAAGAAGAAAUUCAGUCCAAGAUCUUUGGUGUUCGACUCAUCUGCCGAGAUCUCCAAGCAGAAUCUCAAUGUAGACGACAUUACCAAUGGCUUCACGGCAAGUCCGUCCGAUCCAGACCUGUCAGCUUCACCAGAAAUCUCGCUUCACUCUGAACUAACUCAGUCGUCGGAAGUCAAACCGGGUCUCGUCUCUGCAGCUGUCGGCGAUUCGACAAGCUUCAACUCCUUGGAGGCGGAGAUCGCCGUCGGUCUUCUCAGGAAAGCCAUGGCUCAGGUGUUGAAAUCCCCUAACGCGGUGGAUUCUCAAUCUAGAAAGCUUCUCGAACAUCUGAUCCAGGUUGUGAUAGAGAUGCACCAAAAGGAUCCGGACGAGACAGACCGAAUUGGAAAACUCCUCCAGGCCAAAACUCGCAUUGUCUUGGUCUUCGUCUUGCUUUGCAGCUUCGCAACGGUGGUUACUUGGAUCUUCAGAUCCAAAUUGCAAGAUGAGAAUAAUUUAGAAAAUGCGAGAGGAAUUGAAACCUACAUCUCAGGAAUAAUUCCAGUUCCAUAUGUGGUGGCAAUGAUUGAAAUAGCAUUGAAGUUUCCGAAGAGGUCUCUUCAGGAAUGGAAGGAUGGAAUUUGA